Molecule: messenger RNA, 1415 nt
Organism: Closterium sp. NIES-67
Lineage: Eukaryota; Viridiplantae; Streptophyta; Zygnematophyceae; Desmidiales; Closteriaceae
Source: the annotation of a GenBank genome assembly
AAUCCUAGCUGGAGGUCUGUGGAUUCCAUGGCAGAACAAACUAAUUUAUUAUCAGAACAUGUAAGGACAGAUGCCGCUUGCGCAUGCGCACGCACAUGCCAAUCAUCCAUAUAUUUUUGUGUCAUGCGUUGUCGCCUCCUCACCUGAGCUGGUCACCUUAGAAUACCCUCACAGCUCUUACCAAAGCAGCUCUUACUUCAGUUGCUGGGUAGAUCCGUUCCGUUUAAACAUUCAGUGGGAGCGCCACGUCGGCAGAAAUGUACAAGCCACGUGGCAAAGCGAACAAGGCGAAGCAUCUCCACCACUCCGACGGCGCGAGGGGAUGGCCGCCGGAAGAGCCCGCGGCGUCCGCCGCCGGUCACUCCAGCGGAGAUUGGAGCGGAACUGCGGAGGCCAUGCGCGGAGACGCGCGCGUGGCGGAAGCUGUAGGCGGAAUGGCGGUGGGCGGAAUGGCCGCGGGCGGAAUGCCGGUGAGCAGCCCGGACGUUGUGGGGAAGAGCUGCUUCAACUGGCGCGGCGUGUUCCACAAGGACCACGGCGCGCGCGUGCUUAAACUGGAAGGCGGCGGUGUGGCGGAGGUGCUUGUAGUGGAUGCUGGGUGUAGAGACGACGAGGUGAGAAUGCAUCAUGAGUAUUCUGGGGCGGGUUUUAGCGGCGGGCAAGCGGACACAGCGAUGGCAGGUGCGUUUGAAGACGAGGAGGCGCGAGAGGGAUGCACUAAUGGCAGCGAUAGGGUUGGUGCGAGAGGUGAAAGCAUGGCGGGGGUGGGGAGCGAGCAGGAGAGGGCGGUCGCAGCGGAGCGAGGUGGUGUCAUUGGCGCUGCUGCUGCUGCUGCUGCUCCUGCUGGGCCACAUGGUGCGGAUUCCACGUCAGCACUACUGGCCGUUUCAACUGGAGGAACGCAUGACCUCUCUGUGCGUACAGAUGACACGGUUUCAUCUGCCGCGGCGACUGUUGGCAGCGUUUCAUCUGCCCGACUGAGCAUAGACGGCGUUUUAUCCAGGCGUGUGGCCGGGCGGACGGAGCAGGCACGGUGGAAGCAGUAUUGGAGUCAAGCGGUGGUGGGCGGCGGGGGGAGGAAGGGAGCACUGUGAAUGGCACCAGUGGGUCUCCUGCCCUCCUCACCACCGCAUGUCACCUUCUCCAUGUGACCUCCGGACCAACUCUAACUACGCUCCACACGCCUCCUCCCUCCCUCACACCUUCCUCCCUCACUCGCCCUCCCAACGCUCCCUCACUCCCUACGCACCAGAAACAACCACUUCCUCUUCCUCCUCUCCCCCCGGCCGCUCCUCCUCCCCACUCCCUUCCCCCGCAGCUGCACUCUCUGCUGCCUCUGCCCCCCAUACCUCGCCCUUGGACCCCCCUCCUACCAUCUCCCCGUCCCUCCCCAACCCUUCCGCCCCCCAACCAUC